Messenger RNA from Eimeria mitis, 792 nucleotides. RefSeq lists its product as uncharacterized. Gene Ontology annotation, molecular function: ice binding. NCBI's taxonomy places the organism in Eukaryota, Apicomplexa, Conoidasida, Eucoccidiorida, Eimeriidae. The coding region runs from base 1 to 792 and encodes 263 amino acids. The transcript has 5 exons. The record is from RefSeq and is a predicted model, not a curated record.
AUGGGGGCCCCCAGAGGGGCCCCCAGGAAGGGUGCCUUGGGGGGCCCCAUGGGCUACCUAUACCCGCUUAAGGGGCCCCAUGGAGACCCCCAUGGGGGCCCCCAUGAAGGCUGCUCGGCGUCUUUUUUGGGGGCCCCGUCCAGAAAAGAAACUGCUGCAGCAGCAGCAAAUGCAACGGCAGCAGCAGCAAAAGAGUCAGCUGCAGCAGCACCAACAGGUGCAGUAGCAGAAGCAGCAACAGCUGCAGCAGCAGCAGCAGCAGCGGCUGCAAUAGCAGCAGCAGUGGCAGCAGUAACAGCAGCCGCAACAGCUUCAACAGUAGCAGCAGCAGCAGCAACAGCUUUGUGUUAUGCGUUUGCUGAGGCUUCUGGUGUACGUACAGCUGAAACAGAAUGCAUUUGCAUGCUAAAAGUCACUGCUGCAGCAGCAGCAAAUGCAACGACAGCAGCAGCAAAAGAGUCAGCUGCAGCAGCACCAACAGUUGCAGUAGCAGAAGCAGCAACAGCUGCAGCAGCAGCAGCGGCUGCAAUAGCAGCAGCAGUUGCAGCAGUAGCAGCAGCCGCAACAGCUUCAACAGUACCAGCAGCAACAGCUGCAGCAGCAGCAGGAGCAGCAGCUGCAGCAAUAGUAGCAGCAACGGCAGCAGCAGUAACAGCAGCGAAAGCUGCAGCAACAACUGCAGCAGAAGCUGCAGCUGCAGCAGCAGCAGCAGCAGCAGCAGCAGCAGCAGCAGCAGCAGCAGCAGCAGCAGCAAAGUCUAGGCAACACGGGAAUACUACAGUUAAACCCUAA